Molecule: messenger RNA, 1558 nt
Organism: Hemiscyllium ocellatum (epaulette shark)
Lineage: Eukaryota; Metazoa; Chordata; Chondrichthyes; Orectolobiformes; Hemiscylliidae
Gene: drc10
Product: IQ motif containing D
Exons: 5
Coding region: 133-1440 (435 amino acids)
Molecular function (GO): protein binding
Source: RefSeq, a predicted model, not a curated record
CCGGGUCAGAGGGAAAAGGUCGCCCGUCUCUUAGCAACGGAAUAACCGUCGCCGGCAAACAGAAGGGCGGUGAUGGCAAUACAGCCCACUGCAGAUUUUAAGAUAUAAGAAAAAUCUACAAAGAGUAAAACAAUGGCAACUGAAAUCAUUGUACCGCAUCAACAAUUAGAAUCCAAUGCUGAAGAGAGCAUCAGUAAAUCCUCAAAUAAUAAUGAUGUAUCUGUGCAAAAUACAGCGCCUAACAUGGAUGCACUACGAAUCUUGGAACCAGUUAGAAAAAAACUUGCGUCAAUUGAAGCAGAGCGGAUUAUUUCUGUAAUUGAAAAGACUAUUGAUAAAAUACAAAUAGUUACUUUAAUUCCCUACAUAAUAGCCAAUCAUGACAGGUUCAGUGUUGCUCUGGGUUUAGAGCUGAUGUGUGCUCUAAGAGAACAUGACAGACUAGAGAAACAUCUGAAUUUUGCUUUUGGCAAGCUGUUCAAUGUCGGGAAUCCUAAACAAGCAAAUGAGAAUUCAAUAGACAUAGUAAAAAUGAAAAAGAAAGAGGAAGAUAUUCAAAUCCUUCAAAAGGCCUUUGGAACUUCAGUUAAAAACAUCCUUCGGCUCUUUAAGAGGAAUCCCUCAGCCUAUCAGAUAAUCCAAUCAGAAUGUCAUGCUCGAAGUCGCAUCUGUGUAGACCUCACCCUGGUGCUAAUGGAACUAAGAGACUUUGUGUUUGAGAGACUUCUGAUAGCUCCCAGUGAGGAUAAAGAAAAGUUUGAAUAUGUGCAAAAAAUCAUUAAACGUGAUAAGCAAAACACUGAAAUUAUAGCCACUUUGGAGGUUGAACUGACAGCAGCUAUCCAAAACAAAGAAAAUGAGCUGUUGAAGAAAAAUGAGAUAAUUCGCAAACUCAAAAACAACUUACUUCAACUUGACUUGUUCUCGCAAGAUUACAUUCGUCAAGUUAAACAAGAUGCAGAGAAACAACAGUUAAAUGAUCAGAAAGAUUCAGAAGGGAAAGUUGCCAAAUACCAUGAAGAAAUAGCUCAGUUUCGAACUCAGUUGAACAACAUGAUAACAGAACACAGAGCAUCUGAAGUAGCUUUAAGAAAGCGAAAAUACAAAAUUGAAACAGAGAUUGAAAACUGGAUCCAGAAGUAUGAUGCUGAUCUACAAGAAAAACAGGAUGAAUAUGAACAGCUCCUUAAAAUACACAAAGAUGAACUGGUCCUGCUACGUGAGUUAGAACAGAAGAUUGGCAUGCUUGAACCAGAAUAUACUCAGAUUGUGGAAGAAAGAAAAAUCAAGGAAGAGAAGAAAAAGGCCAAAGAACAUCAAGCAUUCCUAAUGGGAAAAGCAGCUAUCACAAUCCAGUCUUUCUGGAAAGGUUACAAAGUCCGCCAAUUAAUGAAAGCAUUGAAGAAAAAGAAAAAAGGAAAAGGCAAAAAGAAAAAAUGAAGAUAGUGAGGAGAUUCAAGAGUAGAUUGAGAGAAAGAUACAAGAAAAAUAAAAGUGCAUAUCCUCCCUAUAUUUUUGUAUGCUAUUGAAAUAUCUUAUUUCUAUUACUGCAACCUGU